AUGUUUAGCGUCUACAAUCAGAUAUCGACACCUCAAGACCAUGUAUACAAGUUGGUGCAGCUUCCGCCUUCCUUGCUUGAGCUUAUGAAAAGUUCAUCAUCUGAAAGCCUUGAGUUCAAGGCGCCAUCCUCGGCCAAAAACCACUUGGUUAUAUGCUCAGACUCCGAAACUUACACAGUGCGCCAGAUGAACCACUCCAACACGGUUUUGCUUCUCAAUGAUAUGGCACCGAACCCGCUAGAAAAGCGUCUUGACCAUUUGGUGCCGUCUGAGGCCGCAGAUCGGAUUUUACUCGGUGUGGGGCUGUCGUCUUAUGAAUAUGAACUUACACCAACAGAAGGAUAUAUCGACACGCUGGAUGUGCCUAUGUACGAUGGAACGGCAGUGCCGAAGUCAGCUAAGACCGUUGAGACUGUUCUUGCGGAUCUGCCAAUCGCUAGAGAAAAGUUCCGCCACCAGUGGCAUCGGAUAUUGGGAUGCGAAAUAGAAGGAGUAGCCGUCCUUCUUUCGCCGCAGUUUGUUACUGAUGCUCUCUACACGCUAAUUUCUGUCCUUGUGGCCGAGAGACAGACUGCCUUUGAUGUUCUGGACGUGGCACCACGCGUGCAAGAGGAAAACCCGAAAAUCACAUCUGCUGUUGUCAAUACGCUAGCAGAAAGAUUCUUCCGGCGGCUGAAUUCUGUGUACGAGCUUGAUGAGACGGAAAUCGCAACCUGGUUUGGAAUCGAAACGCUCAAAAAGACUCUGAGCCCUGUUUCGGACAAUGAGUUACUACUCGAGUGGAAGUCUAGUCUUCCGCCUUUUUUCACCGCUCCUUUGGACUUGGCGCUUCUUCGAGGAUUCUAUUGCCGCCCGGUAACAGGAAAGGUACGUUAUUUGGCACGAAACUCACUUUCACCGGAGAUCCAUGCUCGAAUCAAAGAAAUGUUCCAAAUGGUACGCGAAUGGGAUUACGACGAGUUUCUACCAUUUGUCGCAGAGUUCAUUCCACCGUCAAAGAAGGCGGACUCUGUUUUGCUCAAAUAUACCCGGAAGAGACGGGUAGGCAAGAAGGUGCUUGUGGGACCCAGAUAA
Molecule: messenger RNA, 1074 nt
Organism: Clavispora lusitaniae ATCC 42720
Lineage: Eukaryota; Fungi; Ascomycota; Pichiomycetes; Serinales; Metschnikowiaceae
Gene: DCC1
Product: Dcc1p
Biological process (GO): maintenance of mitotic sister chromatid cohesion; mitotic sister chromatid cohesion
Cellular component (GO): Ctf18 RFC-like complex; chromatin; chromosome, centromeric region
Source: RefSeq, a predicted model, not a curated record